Molecule: messenger RNA, 4155 nt
Organism: Ostertagia ostertagi
Lineage: Eukaryota; Metazoa; Nematoda; Chromadorea; Rhabditida; Trichostrongylidae
Source: the annotation of a GenBank genome assembly
AUGAGAGUCGUGCUAGGAGUGACUCUCAUUUCCAUGAUUUUGGCGGAUGACAAAUCGUUCUGCAUGACAAAAUGUGCUGGAAAAUAUCCGGAGGGGGAAAUUAGAGAUGCGUGUCAUGUGGGUUGCGAUGGACGUGCUUCUAUUUCUGCUGGACCUUUCGCAUUCAUUGAUUGUCAACGUGGUUGUGAUAGCAAGUUCAGUCAGGAUAAUGAGACCAACUCCGAAGCUCGUUCAGCCUGCAGCUACGCCUGCUUGUUGCCAAUGACCAGCAGCGUUUUCAUGUCCGUGAAAUACUCCAAUGAUGGAAAACCUGAUGUCAAAAUAGUUCGCAACAGCAACGGCGUCACGUCAGUAGAAAGGCCCGCCCUCGGUGGCGCUUCGGAUAUAGACAGAUUCUUAUCUAGCAUCCUUGGAGAUCUGAAUCGUCAAAUUCUUCCAAUACACAAUUCCGCAAACGUGAUUUCUGAGAAUAGAAAUCCCACUCAAGAGGAUGAGAAUAAUUCCGACAUGAUCGAAUCAGCACAUGCCCGUAUGAUGGCAAUGCACAAUCGCAUGAAUGAAAUGUUGGCCGCAUUUUCAAGGCACUUCUUUGACGGCAUUAGACGUCAUAUGCAACGCGAACGUCAUGUGGCAAUCGAGAGGCCUUCAGAGCAUGACGCUUAUGCUCAUAUUGGGCCUGAAAUCGGCAACAUUUUAUCGAAUGGAGACUCCAUAAUUAGUACCCAUCCUGUCGACGGCGCUGAUGAUAGCGAUGCUAAGGGGCGUUCCGUCAAAGUGGUCCGUUAUCAGAUGUCUUCUAAUCACCCACCUUCAGUCUUCUACUGGAUAAUGAUAGCAUUUGGAGUUGGAGCAUUGCUCCUCACUCUUUACGCUUCUGUUAUUUUCUUCCGCGUUAUGCGUUCAGCUGCAUACAGAAGAAUUUCGAACGACGGUGCUGGUCGGUGUCCAGUUGCCCCAUCUGGUCCGGGUCCGCUUCCUGUGAAAAAGGUGCCCCUGGACGGCUGGGUUGAGCGUAGCGAACCAUCAGGAGUACCACCUCCGGCUUAUGACCAGGUUUCGAUUCACUCCGUUCAAAAGCAGAAGCAGUCCGAUGAAGCUCAGCAGCCUCAUGAAACACAUCCUGAAUCGAGCAGUUCGUUGUUUCCGCUUCUACUGCAGUUGAUGGGUCCGCGCUUCACCGCACCGGAACGAUAUUUAAAUCAUAUGAGUAAAAUGAAGCUUCUCGAUUCUGAUGAUGACGAAGACGCGGAGAAAACAACUAAUUCGCUGGAGAUAAACAAGAAUUAUGCUGAACGUUACGAGAACUGGCGAAGGCUGGAGGAGCUUCAGAAAAUCAAGGACAAAUACGGCGAUAAUCUCGAUGAUACAUCUUCAAGUGAUGAUGAGCCUGAGUGGAGUGCUGCAGACGAAAUGCAGUUUCUGAAAACCCUUAGUGCCCUAAAGGACAACGACAAUGCUAUCUACGAUGGGGCGUCUUCUUUCUGGCAAAGUAAUGGUGAAGAAGCUAGUCAUAGUGAAAAGCCGAAAACGAAGGAUCGCAAAGUGAAACCGAUGUAUUUGAAAGAUUAUGAACGAAAACUAAUAUUGGAAAAAGGAGGACAAAUAGAUGAAAGUGAUGACGACGACGACCCCAAAGAUCCAAACUACUUUGAACAGCAAGAGCAGAUACGCAAAGAGCUGCGCCGUGUAGUUGAAAGUAAUGAGGGUAACGGCGACUCUGAUGAAUCGGAUGAACUGCUCGUUCCCAAAGUGAAAACGAAGGAGGAGAAGGAGGCAGAAGACAAUGAUUUCUACUCAUGGAUGAAAUCACAGGACGCGAAAGAUAUUAGUGAGGACGACUGUUUGAAAGGACUCAAGAAGGCUUGGAAGGAUCCUAAUAUUGACGAUGGGGAAAAGUUUCUGCGGGAUUACAUUUUGAACAAGGACUUUAUUCCUGACGCGGAGGACAAAGGAGUCACUCUCGACGACAUCCAGGAGAUUGAGGAAGAUGAGAAGUUGCUGGACAUGCAGCGGAAUUUCGAGCAGAAAUACAACUUCCGUUUUGAGGACCCUGAUCAGGAAUUUAUAAAGCAAUACCCCAGAACUGUUGGAGAUUCUCUGAGACAAAGCAAUACGAAAAGAAAAGUCAAAAGAGAGGAGUACAAAGAACGAAAGGAAAGAGAGAAGAACGAGCGCAAACAGGAGAUUCGAGAGCUGAAGAAGAUGAAAAAGGCUGAAAUUGAAAAGAAAUUGGAACGACUCAAAAAGAUGGCUGGUGAUGAUAUUCCCAUUAGUGUCGAUGAUCUCACGGGUGAUUUUGAUCCUCGAGAAUAUGACAAGAGAAUGAAGCAAAUUUUUAAUGAAGAGUAUUACGGUAAGGAUGACUCAGCUUGCGACCAGGAUGCGGAGAAACCUGUGUUCAGUGAUGACAGCGAGGUCGAAAGCGAUAGUAGUGAUUAUGAUAAGUUCCCCAUUGCGACUGUAUCCGAGGAUGUCUCAUCGGAAAAGAAUGACGAGGAAAGCGAAAACAAAAGUGAUGAGCCAACUCGGAGUAGCGAGAAAAAGUCUCGACGCAAAAUGAAACGUAACAGUAAAUUCCGUGAAGCCGUGCGCAGGAAAAAACCGCUCUUCGAUCCGAAGGAGAAAACCUUUGAAGAAUACUUCAAUGAAUAUUAUGCGCUCGAUUAUGAAGAUAUUAUUGGUAAGACUUCUGCAUUCUUUUUUUUUUUACAGUCGGUACAUCUCAUCUUCGUGCUUUUUCAGCAAAUUUUUAAUGAAGAGUAUUACGGUAAGGAUGACUCAGCUUGCGACCAGGAUGCGGAGAAACCUGUGUUCAGUGAUGACAGCGAGGUCGAAAGCGAUAGUAGUGAUUAUGAUAAGUUCCCCAUUGCGACUGUAUCCGAGGAUGUCUCAUCGGAAAAGAAUGACGAGGAAAGCGAAAACAAAAGUGAUGAGCCAACUCGGAGUAGCGAGAAAAAGUCUCGACGCAAAAUGAAACGUAACAGUAAAUUCCGUGAAGCCGUGCGCAGGAAAAAACCGCUCUUCGAUCCGAAGGAGAAAACCUUUGAAGAAUACUUCAAUGAAUAUUAUGCGCUCGAUUAUGAAGAUAUUAUUGGUAAGACUUCUGCAUUCUUUUUUUUACACAGCGCAACUGGCUAUCGAAGUGAGCACGAGGAAAUAGUUGAUUUGAAUCGCUAUAAGAAAAAAGCUGCCGAUCUGAAGAAAAAGCAGCGCAUCUUCACGACUGAUUUUGGAGGGAAAAAGGCAAAAAAGAUGGAAAGUAAACCUGCAGAAAGCGAGGAAAAGGCGGAGACCUCGUUACCACAAGGGAACGAGAACGGAAUCACGGAAUCAAAUAAUGAGCAGGAGAAAAAGAAAAAGAAGCGGAAAAGGAAAAGAAAUGUUCAUAAUCACAAUUCCACGCCUGAAGUUCAAACUAGCGAGGAAACACCUGUUGCGAAGAAGGCAAAAAUGAAGAAUUCUUCAAAAUCCGAGAAGGUUAUAACGUUGUAUCCACGUGGAAUCCGUGAUGGUGGCCGAUGUGCUUAUCGAUUCAGGUUUUUUACGUGUGGAACACUACCAUCGGUUGAGAGGUAUUUUCUUGAGUGGAAGAUUGCUGGAAGAUAUGGGUGGAGUUCUCAGUUACUUUCGUGGUCUGUUUGGGCAGAGGGAAAUGCGUAUCCUGAUUCUUGGUUUAGAUGGUGCAGGAAAAACCACUAUCCUAUACAGAUUACAGGUUCGGAGAAGUGGUCACAACUAUUCCAACUAUUGGAUUCAAUGUUGAGCAAGUGGAGUACAAAAAUCUCAAAUUCCAGGUGUGGGAUCUCGGUGGACAAACAUCAAUUCGCCCGUACUGGCGGUGUUACUAUGCUAAUACCGACGCCAUUAUCUACGUUCGUUGAUUCUGCAGAUAGGGAUAGGGUAAGUUGGAAUUUCACGUCAAGAAUUGGUGGCGAUGCUGCAAGAAGACGGAACUCCAAGGGGCCAUUCUUGCCGUUUCUAGCCAACAAGCAGGAUAUCGCCAACUGUCUGACGCCAGCUGAAGUCCACAAAGCACUUGGAUUGGAAGCUUUGCGAAAUAGGACAUUCCAGAUUUUCAAGACAUCCGCGUCAAAGGGAGAGGGACUCGAUGAGGCUAUGGAAUGGUUGGCAAACAAUUUACAGCAAAGAAAGUAG